CCUUUACUCUUUCUCCUUUCACUUAAACCUAAUUUCUUCUCUUUAUCUCGCCUUCUUGUUCUUGAUGUCCAAAGAAGAGCUGAACAAACCCUAAACUCUAGAUCCUAUAUCGGAUUUAAAAUAAAAUCUAGCAAAAUGGAUCCUCGAUUCUAUGGGAAUAUGCCUUUUGGGGGUGAUGAACCUGAGGAAGAUGAAAACUUAUUCCCAUUCUACUCGGCUCGAUCUCAACACGACAUGAGUGUUAUGGUCUCGGCUUUGUCUCAAGUUAUAGGAAACCAAGAAAACAGCUCUCACGAUAGUCCUUCUGUGCAUAAUCCACAAGACCCUAGUCUACCAGUUGCUCCUACCCAUCAAGAUCAAGGGGACUUGAGGAGGAGACAUUAUAGAGGGGUAAGGCAAAGGCCAUGGGGGAAAUGGGCAGCUGAGAUUCGAGAUCCGAAAAAGGCAGCACGUGUGUGGCUAGGGACAUUUGAAACCGCUGAGUCCGCAGCCUUAGCUUACGAUGAAGCAGCUCUUAAGUUCAAAGGAAACAAAGCCAAACUCAAUUUCCCUGAGAGGGUUCAGCUAGGAAGCAAUGUUAUAAACAAUCAGCUAUCAAACUCUACUUGUUACUCCUCAAAUCAAACCGAGACGCAAAAUAUACCAUACUAUAACCAGUAUUAUCAAGACGGGAGUAAUAAUGAUAUGCUAAGUUUUAAUUUGGGCGGUGGAUAUGGUAGCGGUAACGGAGUUUCAAUGUCUCAUGAUCAUAGUUUAUCAACUAUUACUACUGCUGCAACGACUUCUUCGUCUUCUGGUGGCUCUUCUAGGCAACAAGAAGAGCAAGAUUUUGCUAGAUUUUGGCGGUUUGGGGAUUCUUCUUCCUCUCCACAUUCGGGAUAUUAAGAUGAUAGAUAUGUAAGUGAUUUGUGUUUCCUGCGAUGAAGAGAUGUUAUGAUUCUUGAUUGUUCUCUUAAUUAUAAUGUUCUGGUACUCUUAUUUCAGUUGGUUAAAGAUUCUUGAAAAAAGUGUAACUUUAUUUCAUAUUAUAUAAUUAGUUCCCUUAUCUACAACACA
Raphanus sativus (radish) is the source of this 1056-nucleotide messenger RNA. RefSeq names its product ethylene-responsive transcription factor ERF114. Gene Ontology annotation, molecular function: DNA-binding transcription factor activity; DNA binding. The record is from RefSeq and is a predicted model, not a curated record. Lineage: Eukaryota; Viridiplantae; Streptophyta; Magnoliopsida; Brassicales; Brassicaceae. The coding region runs from base 136 to 885 and encodes 249 amino acids. The transcript has 2 exons. Gene Ontology annotation, biological process: ethylene-activated signaling pathway; regulation of DNA-templated transcription.